Dioscorea cayenensis subsp. rotundata (Guinea yam) is the source of this 954-nucleotide messenger RNA. RefSeq names its product protein FAR-RED ELONGATED HYPOCOTYL 3-like. Gene Ontology annotation, biological process: regulation of DNA-templated transcription. The record is from RefSeq and is a predicted model, not a curated record. Bases 1 to 954 code for a protein of 317 amino acids. Gene Ontology annotation, molecular function: zinc ion binding. Lineage: Eukaryota; Viridiplantae; Streptophyta; Magnoliopsida; Dioscoreales; Dioscoreaceae. The transcript has 3 exons.
AUGAAUCGUCAACGAUGGGCUCCGGUGUAUGUUAAAGGAGUUUUUUGGGCUGGAAUGUCUACAACCCAAAGAAGUGAAAGUAUAAAUGCUUUUUUUGAUGGUUAUGUUGGUCCAAGAACAUCUCUCAAACAAUUUAUGGAGCAAUAUGAUAAUGCAUUAAAAAGUAAGAUCGAGAAAGAAAACAAGGCUGAUUUUGCUUCAUUCAAUACAAGCUUUCCGAUGUUAACUGAUUGUCAUUUUGAGAAGCAACUACAAGAAACCUACACCAAUGAAAUUUUUAAGUUGUUCCAAGAUGAGUUACGGGGAAUGUUAUAUUGCAAUCUCGCAUUUACCAAUUCAGAUGGGCAAACAUGCACAUUUCAAGUGACUGACAUUUUUAGAGGGAAAGAUGGCAUAUUUAGAAGGCAAGUGGCAUUUAACAUUUCUUACAACGAGAUUGAAUUUGAUAUUAAAUGUUCAUGUCAUCUAUUUGAAUUUAGAGGAAUUUUGUGUAGACAUAUAUGCAAAGUUCUUAUUGAAAAGAAUGUGAAAGAGAUUCCAUCUCAAUAUAUUUUACCCCGGUGGAGAAAAGAUACUAAACGGAGGCAUACUUAUGUGAGGAAUUGUUAUGAUGAUGCACAAACCAAUGAACAAAAAGCACGUUACAGCAAAUUAUGUUCUCAUUUUUCUAAAGCUGCUGAAAUUGCCAUAGAAUCCAAUGAAAAAUAUCAUUUCUUGAUGAAAUCUGUGGACGUCGCAAUAGACAAGCUUAUGGAUGAUACAAACUAUUGGGAGAGCCAUUCAGUUCAAGUGAAUUCGAAUUCUCAUGUAGAUGUAGUGACUAUACCUAUUGAUAGUUUCAAUUCACAAAAUCAUAGCCUUGAUGCUUCUUCACAGGGCAUUGCUUUGCUAACAUGCUGGUUAAAUGGAAAUCAAAUUGUGCUGCCAGUUUUGUUUGGCCUAUGUUUAGCAUAA